Molecule: messenger RNA, 1048 nt
Organism: Punica granatum (pomegranate)
Lineage: Eukaryota; Viridiplantae; Streptophyta; Magnoliopsida; Myrtales; Lythraceae
Source: RefSeq, a predicted model, not a curated record
CCCGAAACCGUCGUUUGAUUUGUGAGACUCUCUCUCUCUCUCUCUCUCUCUCUCUCUCUCUCUCUCCCCCACUCCCUCCCCACUCUUUCUGUGUCUGUGAUUUGGAGUUGUACUGUUUGACUGAGAGGAGGAAAUGGGGGUUCCCGUGAUCGGAUUUCCGGCAAUUCCGAUCAUACGUCUGAUGGGAGUAGCCAUCGCUGCUCUCGUCCUCACAUGGUGCGUGCAUUACAGGGGAGGAUUGGCUCUCGUCUCCGACGACAAGGCUCUCAUCUUCAAUGUCCAUCCCGUUUUAAUGGUGAUUGGUCUCAUACUGCUGAACGGUGAAGCAAUGCUAGCAUACAAGAGGUCCACUGGAACCAAGAGCUUGAGGAAAUUGAUUCAUCUGUCUCUCCAGUUUGCUGCCUUCUGUGUGAGCAUUAUUGGAGUCUGGGCUGCGCUGAAGUUCCACAAUGAGAAGGGUGUCGACAAUUUCUACAGCCUCCAUUCCUGGUUAGGGAUAGCUUGCCUGCUUCUCUUCGGCAUUCAGUGGGCUGUUGGAUUCACAACUUUUUGGUACCCGGGCGGCUCGAGGAACGGCCGAGCCUCGCUGCUGCCGUGGCACGUUUUCCUUGGAAUCUAUAUCUAUGCCCUCUCUGUCGCUACUGCCACCACUGGGUUUCUCGAGAAGGCGACAUUCCUCCAGGCUAGCCAUAUCAUAUCACACUAUUCCUCGGAAGCUUUGCUAAUAAACUCGUUGGGCAUCUUAGUUGCUGUGCUGGGUGGCUUAGUCAUCCUUACUGUUGUCUCGCCUCCUGCUGCUGCCAAGGGUGACUACUCUGAGCUCCCGCUGAGCACCCACAACCUUUAGAAAGGCCCUUCUCUUUCUCUCAGAUAUCUCUCGGACUGUGAAGUUACACAAAGAUAGGGAACAUUACUUGGAUUCACUUUUAGGAAUUUUGCCUGUACUGAUGGAAUAUUUACUUGGGAUAUAACCAUAGCAAGAAGUCACCGUUAUUGACAAGAAGUUUGAUCCACAAUGACCUUCUGACGAGAGAAGUUUGAACUACAA